AUGGAUCCCAAGGAGCUCCUCUCCCUAAGCCUCCUGCUGUUUCUGUCUCCAGCAUUUCAUCUGAGUAAUGCAACAGGUGGAAGCCAGAAGAACUGCCCAGUGUUUGUCCAGCAGCUGGGAAGGGACGUGUUGCUGCCUCUGACAGAUGAACAGAUAAACAAGAGCAUGAACAAAAGCAACCGCAUCCUUGUCAUGAUAUCAAAAUCACCAGAAGACUCCGUGAAGAGGAAAAUAAUGUCUCUCAAUCUACGUGAAAGGAGCUCAUCAGACUAUGUAGAGCAUGGCUAUCAGUUUCAUCUGGAAAACCUGAGCUUGGGGAUCCUGGGAAGCAAGAAGGAGCAUGAGGGAUGGUACUCUAUGAACCUGGAGGAAAACGUACAAAUCCACUCAUUUUGUGUGCAGCUGAAGCUUUAUGAGCAGGUCUCCACUCCAGAAAUUCAAGUGCUAAACAGGACCCAGGAGAACAACAAUGGGACCUGCAGCUUGACGAUAGCCUGCACAGUGAAGCAGGGGGACCACGUGACUUACAACUGGAGUGAGAAGGGCAGCACCCACCUGCCCAGCCCAGCCAACAGCUCCCACCUGCUCUUCCUCACCCUUGGCCCCCAGCAUGCUGACAAUUUCUACAUCUGCACCGCGAGCAACCCAGUCAGCAGCCGCUCCCAGGCCUUCAAUCUGUGGAGCAGGUGCAGUUCAGACCCCACAGAAUCAAGACAAUGGGGAUUGUAUUCUGGGCUGCUCUUAGGGGGCAUCGUAGGUGUCAUCCUAGUUCUUGAAGUGGUAAUACUACUGUGGAGAAGAAGAGGUAAAGCAAAACAUUUUCAGCCAGCAAAGGAAGGAAAAAGCCUGACUAUAUAUGCCCAAGUCCAGAAAUCAGAUACUCUUCAGAAGAAACCUGACCCCCAGCCAACUCAGGAGCCCUGUACCACCAUUUAUGUGGCUGCCACAGAGCCUGUUCCAGAGUCUGCCCAGGAACCAAACCCCAUCACAGUCUAUGCCAGUGUGACACUUCCAGAGAGCUGACACCCAAACCCAGUAAGGAACUUUCUGAAGGAAGAUGGGAAAACCAAACUGAACAUUGAACUUGGUCCCAUGCCUCAAGUUCUCUGUGACAGACACUCCACACAUCUGAACCCUCUUUUGGAUCCACUCGUUGUUGAUGUAUCUCCAUGCAUACCCAGAAAUGGACAUGGCAGGGGUGAUCCUCAAGUGUUUGGCCUGCUCUGCAGCUGGCACAGUCACAGAACAGAGAGCUCCUCAACAUAGCUCUCCAUCUUUGAGAUGUAGCAGAUGAAAUGGACAGUGUGAGACCAGACUUCCGGACUCUUGUGAGACCAGACUUCUGGACAUUUCGCUCUUUGCUAGGAUGCACAAUAACAGCCAAAGACAGGAAGCCAGAACAUCUAGCAUUUCUGACAGACAGCCAACCACCAGUCAUAAAGUCUGGGAAAGUUUACAUUUUGGCGGCCUGUACUUUAUUCUGAGAGCUGAUCUUCAUCACCCGCAGACCUGAUUGAGGCUUUGCGCCUCAGUUUCUCAAACUGGAUGAAGAGUGAAGGGA
Heterocephalus glaber (naked mole-rat) is the source of this 1561-nucleotide messenger RNA. It is a transcript of the gene Slamf1, whose product is annotated as signaling lymphocytic activation molecule family member 1. The record is from RefSeq and is a predicted model, not a curated record. Gene Ontology annotation, biological process: lymphocyte activation. Gene Ontology annotation, cellular component: membrane; cell surface. Gene Ontology annotation, molecular function: signaling receptor activity. NCBI's taxonomy places the organism in Eukaryota, Metazoa, Chordata, Mammalia, Rodentia, Bathyergidae.